Mytilus trossulus (common blue mussel) is the source of this 2707-nucleotide messenger RNA. Its product is annotated as A disintegrin and metalloproteinase with thrombospondin motifs 10-like. Gene Ontology annotation, molecular function: metalloendopeptidase activity. The record is from RefSeq and is a predicted model, not a curated record. The transcript has 16 exons. Gene Ontology annotation, biological process: proteolysis. Lineage: Eukaryota; Metazoa; Mollusca; Bivalvia; Mytilida; Mytilidae. The coding region runs from base 37 to 1845 and encodes 602 amino acids.
CUUCGUUAUAAGAAUAUCCCAGGCGUUUCUUUCACAAUGGAUAUUAAAACUGCGGGACUCUAUAUUUUACAGGAUGCUGCCUCAGCUCAAUUCACCGAGAACAACACAGACUGUCAGGCAUCAUCUAGAUGUACAUUAGAUUCCGAUACAACACUAGCAGCCUUUCAAAACUGGAUUCAAACAACAGGAACGGGAAUACCUCCACACGAUCAUGCAAUGCUUUUUACUAGACAUGACAUUACAUUGAUGGAUAGCAGUAACGCUACAGGCUAUGCUUAUCUUGGAGCAAUGUGCACAGAUCAAAGUGUUUCUAUAGUCGAGGAAGAUUUCAACUUUAUAUCACAAACAAUUGCUGCUCAUGAGCUAGCACAUAGUUUGAGUGCAGUUCAUGACGAGCUUGAUAAUACUUGUCUGUCAUCAAGUCGUAACAUUAUGGCUGCUGUUAGUCAAGCCAUCAGUGGAUCAACAUCAACAAAUCCGUGGAAGUUUUCAUCCUGUAGCGGACAAGAAAUAAAUACACGAAUAAAUACAAUAGAGAGUUCUGGCAAUAAAUGUUUAUCAACAACAAUUUCCAGCAAUCAUAAUAGCCUUGAUUCAUAUUUAACACAGCCGAUUGGCCAAUCAUAUACUGCUGAUCAGCAAUGUAAGAUGGCAUUUGGUGUUUCAUCGUUUGUAUGCAGGUUACCGUACGUUAAUGCUGGUAGUUUUCAAACCGCAUGUACAGGCUUGUGGUGUGUAAAUCCACAUUUAGCAAACCAAUGUUCCUUGAUUUUACCGGCUGAGCGGACGUCUUGCGGUAAUGGAAAGUGGUGUGAAGGUUAUCAGUGUGUCACUUCAUCAACUGCUCCCGCACUGACAGAAAAUUGUGUGUUUGGUGAUCAGACUGGUGUGAUUGUCCUAGAGAAAACUUGUCCUUCUCUCAUCCUGCAGCAAUCAUACAGAUGCUAUAACCCAACUAUUUAUCCACAAUGCUGUAAAUCUUGUAACAAUAUUGCUACAGGUGUAACCGGUUGUGAGUUUGGAGAUAAAAUAGACUGUUCUGCCAUUACGAGUUAUGGUUGUUAUGCGAAUGGUGAAAACUGCUGUAAUACCUGUUCACCGUAUAUCACAAACAUACCAGAUUGUAAUUAUGGUGACCGUUCAAAUUGUUCUAGUAUAAAAGGUGGCGACCAAUGUUACGGGGAUAAUGGAAACACGUGCUGUCAAACUUGCACACAGUUUAAAUCCACUAUAGCAGAUUGCGAGUUUGGUGAUAGGGCACCCAACUGUGACAUUAAUUUAUGCCCGACUUAUAGUGAGACAGACAGGAACUUGUGUUGUUACACGUGUAACGGGAUAACUCCAGCGUCCCCAUCAUCAAGCCCAAAUAAUCCUGAAACAACUACAUCUUCCUCGACAGCACUACCAGUAUGGGUACUUCCAGUUGCCAUAUCUACCGGCUGCUUACUCUUGUUAAUUCUAAUUAUUGCUAUUGUAUGUUGUAUAAGAAUGUCUAGACGAACUCAUAGGAAACCAUCAAAGGCACCUCUUAAAAACGUAGUAUCACAUGACAAGAUAAGAUAUCAAAAUGAUUAUGCCUUACAAGGUGGACCAAGGAAACAUCAGCCAGAACUACGGAAACAUUCGCCAAAUGGAGAGAUGCGUCCACCCCCAGUAAAGCGACAGGUCUCCCAUGGUGCUAUUAAAACACAAUCGUCGACACGACCUAUUUCUAAAGAUGCUUUCCCAUCCCAAGACAAUCGCCGAUACAAAAGACCACCAACUGGGCGUCAAGGUUCCAAAAGCAAUCAUUUUUCGCCGCAGAGAUCAAAACGAGAUGACCAGUACUAUUCAAACAGAUAUUAAUCAAAUGCAAAAAAGACAGGAAUCCAAUUUGUACUGGUCCUAAAAGAUUACAGAUGUGUAGGACAACACUUAAACUAUAUUUCAAAUGAUAAAUACGUGUAUUCUGUUCAAUCAUAAAUAUCCGUUAAUAGUAUAAUACUCAAAUUUCUAAAUGGUGAUAUCACUGACGGGACUUGAAUCAUUAUUACAAAGCUAUAUUGUGUAUCAAAAUAUCAAAUGAUAACUUUUUUUAAGUACAAACUUUGCAUAUUUUUAUAGACCUUAUAUAUUGGCCCUCUUUCUCCUAGAAAAAUACGCGAAAAUAAGAAAGAACCGUAAAUUUAUAAAAUCUGAAACCGUAAAUUUUAAAACAAUUACGAAUGCUUUAUUGCGUUGCAUUGCUUAUUAUGUAUACAGAUGACUAUCAAUUGGAAUUAAAAUUGUUUAAUGAUUUAAUGAUGCAUUUUGAACUUGACCCACUUGAUGUAUUUGUAUAAUAUUUGGAGUUAUGACAGUUUACUAUCAUUGAACUUUUUGAAGGGAAAAAUAGUAGAAAAUAUAAAGCUUUGUAAUAUUCAAUACAAGUAAAUCUUUUGCAUGUGUCCUUGAUUUUUCAGGCUCUUCUAUAAUAUAAACUAAGAUAAUGUCUCUCAGUUUAUGACAUAGUUUUAAGUUAGAUAUAUACAACUCUUUCUGACAAUAUUAUAUAUACUUAGAGGCAAUGAUAUUAUUUGUAGUAAAACAAUUAUAAUGUUUAAAGUUUUCCCGUAUCGCGAAGCUUUGAAUUUAUGUUUACUUUCAAAAUGCUGACAAUCAAACUGAAUACAAAGAGAUAAAAGUCUGGGAACGACUCUAGAUUUGCUUUGCAAUUUAUAUGUUUUUA